GAGAGAGAGAGAGAGAGAGGAUCAGCUGAUGUCCAGCUGACGCGUACAAUACACGUCCCACAGGCCACAGUGGCAGACACGCAUUGACAGACUAGUCCUUCAGCUGGUGCCUUUGUUUUGCUUCGCUGCAAUGGAGAGUUCUGAUGAUAAUGAAAUACCUGGUCCUAGUGAAAAACAAUACAGCUCGUCUAAUCCAGCUGCAGUUAAAUCUGCACCCGAACAUGCUGGUGCUGUUGCAGAUUCCGUUGCAGUUAUUUCUGACGAGGAAGAAGAGCUAGAUAACACCCCCAAAAAGAAGCGUAAAUGGUACUUUCAAGGUUUUAACCAAGAGUGGUUGACGCAUCCAGAUUUGAAAGAUUGGUUACAGAUGCAUCCGACUGACAAGAACAGUGCUGUUUGUAAAGUUUGUGAUACAAAAUUUAAGAAUUCAAAUAAGACAGCUCUUCUAGCUCAUAAAGACUCAAAAAAACACCAGAAAAAUUCUCUUGCUAAAAGAUCCAUCACUCAAAUCCAGAGUUUCUUUAAACCAAAACAGGAGACAGUGACUCUGAAUGAUAAAAUUGCUAAGGCAGAAGUUUUACUAGCAGGUUUCAUGGCUGAGCACCAGAUGCCAUAUAAACAAGCUGACCACCUUACUGAAACUUUGAAAGUCAUGUUUCCAGAGUGUGAAGUUGCGCAACACAUGACAAUGAAACGCACUAAAGCUAGCUAUAUAAUACAGGAAGGCAUUGCUCAUGAGGAGCGUAAUGAGGUUGCACAAAUAUGUAGAAAGCAAAAGUUUUCCAUUUUAAUUGACGAGUGCACUGAUGUUUCAGUUUCUCAAGUUUUAGCAGUUGUAGUAAGAUACUUUGAUGUAAAAACUGAGGAAGUAGUGGAUGCAUUGUUAGAUACGGUAGAGGUAGAUGAUGGUAGUGGUGAGGCUUGUAUCUCUUCCACAGAACAGCCUGCGAGCUUUGGAAGUGCUGACAAGCUUGCAAAGGAGGCACUAAAUAAGACUUCCAUAGAUUCGGAAGCCACUAUGAGUCUUAGUAGAAUCAAGGGUGUCUUGAUGAGUAGGCGGAGACAAUGGGACUCUGAAAUUAUUGGCAAACUCAUUGAUAGUGGAAGUGAGAGUGUGAGACACUAUGUAACUGUGUUUAACAACACCAAUACUUGCUAUGGGAAAACAUCCCCUAGAGUGGACACUGUCAUCAUGAGACUACGGCCUCUCAAGAGUGUUCCAUUUUCUUGCACACGAGUUUCUAUAUUGUCUCUGGUGAUGCCAUGUCCUGCAUCGGGUCAGCAGGAGCUCACCAGGUGUCUGGGUGACCAUGCGGGUGGUGACCUGAGGGGAGCGUGCAGGCAGAUGAAGCUCCUGCAUGUGGCUCACUCUUUCCACCUGCACUUUGUACAUCACCGUGAGUCCCGCCACGUCACGGCGAUGCUGGAGGUUGUGGAGUCGUGGCUGCUGCCCAGCAGUGUCCCUGAUAAGCCUUGCUGCUCGGUUCUGCAGGACUCCCCUGAGAUGCCUCGCAAGUUUCCUCACUACUUACUCACUCGCUAUCCCAUUGAUGUGGACCAUCGUCUUGCUGAGCAGUUCCGGGGGGUGACUGAGAAGUGCGGGGGAAUCUCCUGCCUGUACGCCGAGUUUGGAAGCUCGCCACUUAUUUCCGACGCAGCACUCCAGUUAUUCCCCGGCGUAAAAGUCUGA
Portunus trituberculatus (swimming crab) is the source of this 1690-nucleotide messenger RNA. RefSeq lists its product as uncharacterized. The transcript has 7 exons. The coding region runs from base 131 to 1690 and encodes 519 amino acids. The record is from RefSeq and is a predicted model, not a curated record. Lineage: Eukaryota; Metazoa; Arthropoda; Malacostraca; Decapoda; Portunidae.